Sesamum indicum (sesame) is the source of this 1158-nucleotide messenger RNA. RefSeq names its product vacuolar protein sorting-associated protein 32 homolog 2. Gene Ontology annotation, biological process: late endosome to vacuole transport via multivesicular body sorting pathway; vesicle budding from membrane. Lineage: Eukaryota; Viridiplantae; Streptophyta; Magnoliopsida; Lamiales; Pedaliaceae. The record is from RefSeq and is a predicted model, not a curated record. Gene Ontology annotation, cellular component: ESCRT III complex; multivesicular body; cytoplasmic side of plasma membrane.
AUAGACUCCGAUUCCACCUCAGGACUCCACAAAAAGCAAAACUUUGCCAACGCGCUUAAGUAAACCAACAACCAAACACACCCGCCCCCUCUCUCCUCUUGACUUCUGCCCAUCAUUUCAAUUGCUAACUUUGAAGGGCUGUCUUUCCAUUUCUCAGGAUCAUUUUUUGAAGAGGAAAGUUGGUCCUGAAAUUAGAAUUUUGGUCCGAUCGUAUCAAAGAUGUUUGCUCGGAUUUUAGGCAAACCUAAGCAAGAGACUAAUGCUCUCGCCACCCUUGAUAAAUUAAACGAGACGCUUGAGAUGCUUGAGAAGAAGGAAAGUGUGCUUCAAAAGAAGGCAUCUGGAGAGGUGGAGAAGGCCAAAGCGUAUACAAAAGCAAAGAACAAGAGAGCUGCUAUACAGUGUUUGAAGAGGAAAAAACUCUAUGAGGAACAGAUUGGUCAGCUUGCAAAUUUCCAACUGCGCAUCCACGAUCAGAUGAUAAUGUUAGAGGGUGCAAAGGCUACUACUGAAACUGUGGAUGCCUUAAGAAGUGGAGCAGCUGCAAUGAAAGCAAUGCAGAAAGCCACAAAUAUUGAUGACGUGGACAAGACAAUGGACGAGAUUAAUGAACAAACAGAGAACAUGAAGCAGAUACAGGAAGCGCUGGCAACACCUAUUGGUGCAGCAGCUGACUUUGAUGAGGAUGAACUGGAGGCUGAGCUUGAAGAAUUGGAAGGCGCAGAGUUGGAAGAACAGCUACUUCAGCCGGCAACCACUGCCCCUGCUGCCCCUGUGAAGGUUCCAGCCGGCAGAGUUCCUACUCGGCCUGCUCCCCAGAAGCGGACAGAGGAGGAAGAGGAACUUGCUGCUUUGCAAGCAGAAAUGGCACUUUAAGCAUGUCGUCCUUUGUUAAACUGGUAAUUAUACGAGGAGAUUAUCCAGAGGACGAUUAUACAAAAUGGAGAAUCCAGCAGCAGGCUUCCCCGGCAUCCGAGAGUUUCGUGUAUCUGCCAGUUCCAUACAUAAGCACACCGCAGACAUAGCAUAGUUUUGCUGGGCACUGUGAUCUACAGCCAUGUGUAUAAAUGUGAUCAUUUGUUAGAUAUUCUGUACAACCAUCAAGAACAAAAGCUACAAAAAUAAAUUUUCUAAAUUGUGCAACGCCUAUAUUGGUAA